AUGGGUUCCAGUACUUUCGUGAGUCGCUGGUCUCUCAAACCACCAUGGCAGUUUUGUGGGCUACUUAAAUGGUAUCAACGGUACUUGCCCGAAGGCAACGACUUGAAAGAGCUAGCGAUGACUUGUGCCAUCAACCGUCAAGCUCCGUUUAUGGCUGAUUGUGACAAGGAACUACUGACUGUGGAUGUCUUAAUUUCGGUCCAUCAAGCGCAAGCCGCUGAAAGCCUAGGGGAACCACUCAAGGCAAUUGAGUUGAAUGAGCAGGCUUACAAGAUGCGGUUCGACGAAAGCCCACAGCAAAUGAGGGCUCUCUGCUGUACCGCAAAUAAUGUUGCCCAAUCCAAUACCUCGGCCAAAUUGUAUCAAAAAGCGCAGGACUGGUUCGAGAUAUCCGACAAAUGGUGGCACUUGGCAGUUAAGAACGGGGAGGAAUCCGGUGAUCGUCCAGCUCGACACAUCUUGGAUCAUGCACAAAACUUCAUGCGCCUUCAUGAAUACGCCAAAGCGGAAGAGAUGCUCGAUAUCUGCAUUUCUCGAAUAAAGACAGAGUACCCACUAGAUUGGGCAAUGCUAGCCCAGUAA
Molecule: messenger RNA, 582 nt
Organism: Penicillium concentricum
Lineage: Eukaryota; Fungi; Ascomycota; Eurotiomycetes; Eurotiales; Aspergillaceae
Exons: 2
Coding region: 1-582 (193 amino acids)
Source: RefSeq, a predicted model, not a curated record